AUGUUCAUUCUAGCAGCCGGUAUCUCGAAACCAAUCGAUUACUUCGUCAAAACACUUCGUGACGGGCGCAGUUUCUGUACCCGCUGGGUGGAGGCUAAACAACGCGGUCAUAUUGUUUUCACGUGUCAAAUCUCUUUCCAUUCGUGGCUCCGNGAUGGAGCCGAACAGCUCCUGGAACAGGCCGCCCAGGGCCACUAUCAGAUCAACCCAGUACGAGAAGAGCGUUUACGACAACGUAUCAAAGAUAAAUUCAAAGUUGGGGCACCACUUUUCGAGAUGCGGCCAACAGAUUUGGAGGAAUUUCUGGCGUUGAAGAUGUCACCAGAACCAAAUAAGUCGUUUGUUUGGGUCAAAAGUGUGCCAAAAUUACGUGAAGACGACCGCAUUCACCGUAUGAUGGCUCUAUACAAUACAGAUUCAACGCUGACAAGAGUGGCUCUGAAGUCUCACCUAACGUAA
This is a messenger RNA of Anisakis simplex (herring worm), 459 nucleotides long. The record is from the annotation of a GenBank genome assembly. Lineage: Eukaryota; Metazoa; Nematoda; Chromadorea; Rhabditida; Anisakidae.